Messenger RNA from Rattus norvegicus (Norway rat), 1099 nucleotides. RefSeq names its product neutrophilic granule protein (gene Ngp). NCBI's taxonomy places the organism in Eukaryota, Metazoa, Chordata, Mammalia, Rodentia, Muridae. Gene Ontology annotation, biological process: defense response; defense response to bacterium. Bases 14 to 520 code for a protein of 168 amino acids. Gene Ontology annotation, molecular function: cysteine-type endopeptidase inhibitor activity. The transcript has 4 exons. Gene Ontology annotation, cellular component: extracellular region. The record is from RefSeq and is marked provisional.
UGUGUCAGAGACAAUGGCAAGGUUGUGGAAGACCUUCAUGUUGGUGGUGGCUUUGGCUGUGGUCGCCUGUGAGGCCCAUCGCCGACUAAGAUAUGAGGAUAUUGUUAAUCGGGCCAUAGAGGCAUACAACCGUGGGCAGCGAGGAAGACCCCUCUUCCGCCUGCUAAGUGCCACUCCACCUCCUGGUCAGAACCCCACUUCCAAUGUCCCACUCGAGUUCAGGAUUAAAGAGACAGUGUGCAUUUCCACCACGGAGAGACGGCUUGAAAACUGCGACUUCCGGGAGGGCGGGGAGGAGAGAAACUGCACAGGUGAAUUCUCCAGAAGGCAGUGGUCAACCUCCUUGACCUUGACCUGCGACAGGGAUUGUCGUAGAGAGGUUUCCCAAGUGGCCACUUUUAGUGAUAACAAGUCAGAUGACUCCGAAAAGGACAAGUUAGAAGGUCUGCCCCCUCACGCCAAAAACAUUUAUGAAAACGCCAAGUACGAUAUCAUCAGCAACAUCCUGCAUAACUUCUAAGGCUGGAAACAGGAGGGGGUGCUGCGUGCCUCUGUGACCUCCUCUUGACUUCCACUGCCUAUCUCCCCCUGCUGCCUUCAGGGCCCGCCCCUGCUUCCAGCCCUUCCCCGGACGCCCCUCUCUAGAGUAGCUCUGGCUCCUAAAACAACCAUACCUUUGUCCAUUUGCUUCCUUCUAUGGAACUUCCUGUCUUACCCUCUAUCCAAAACUCUUAUUGACUCCUCAAAGCCCAAGCUCAAAAGUCCCCUCCAGCAGGAAGCUUCCUCACUCUCCCAGAGUCAAAGUCCUUCCCAUGGACUGUUCACUCAUAAUCCUCAAACUUACCUGCUGUGUCCCCAGCCAGAUGACACUCUGUCCAUUCACAGCUGGGCCUCCUGGCCAGUUGCAGGUGGCUGUGCUCCUGGCAUCCUGGGAGGACAAAACCCUGUAGACUCCUGCUCUCUGCUUAGUCACUGAGAUACCAGAUGCCCCUUUACAUACAGACCCCUUAAGGGAUGUGGCAGGUGGGAGGGCGGGGUGUGGUCAGGUCACCUGGAGUGAGGCUUGUACGAGAACGUCAAUAAAGUGCUUUUGAGAGUC